Cavenderia fasciculata is the source of this 594-nucleotide messenger RNA. It is a transcript of the gene pfdn3, whose product is annotated as prefoldin alpha-like domain containing protein. Gene Ontology annotation, biological process: microtubule-based process; tubulin complex assembly; protein folding. The transcript is spliced from 3 exons. Lineage: Eukaryota; Evosea; Eumycetozoa; Acytosteliales; Cavenderiaceae. Gene Ontology annotation, cellular component: cytoplasm; prefoldin complex. The coding region runs from base 1 to 594 and encodes 197 amino acids. Gene Ontology annotation, molecular function: tubulin binding. The record is from RefSeq and is a predicted model, not a curated record.
AUGUCGACAGCAUCAACAGAAGGACAUGUUAAUCCUUAUAAAGUAUUAUACAAUCAAGAUAUAAAGAGUGCUUCAAAUAUACCAACUGUUUCAUUCAUUGAAAACGUUGAUGAAUACUUAAAAGAUAAGGAAUUAGAAACAGUUUUUAAACAAUUACAAGAAGGUUACAACAAAUAUAAAUACUUUGAAUCAAAACUUACAAACAAUGUAUCGAUUUUGACAAACAGAUCAAAACAAUUACAAGAGACUAUAAAGAUUAUUGAUACAAUGGAAACUAAACAAGAAGAUACAUUUACAAUGAAUUAUGAAUUAUCAGAAGGAGUAUUCUCAUCUGCAGAAAUCUCUAAACCAAAAUCAGUUUAUUUAUGGUUAGGUGCCAACAUUAUGUUGGAGUAUUCUUUUGAUGAGGCAAAGCAAGUACUUGCCAAGAACCUCAGUUCAGUAGAAAAACAACUUAGCGACACUAUUCAAGAUCUUGGUUUUGUUAAAGAUCAAAUCACUACCACCGAUGUCAACGUAUCACGUGUUUACAAUUACGAUGUCAUUCAACGCCGUAAGAAACCUGUUGGAGCUCCAAAGGAAGAGGAAAAAUAA